UGCCGAACUAGUUCAAUGAACCACUACUGAUAUCAGCCUACCGACGAAAAUAAUGAAAUUUUCACGUCAUCCACGCUGUCUGACAUAGAAUAUUGCAACAUUCAAAGUGCUUGCCGUCCACCGUCAAUUGGCUUUUCCUUGCUUAUUACGUCGAUUGCCUACGACAAUUUUGUUUGAAAAUUUCACAAAUAUUCCCCCAAGACUGAAACUUUCAAUUGCAACUACAAGUAGGUCCCAAAAGGGGCCGCAGUAUUUUCAGCCAAGGCACCCUCUUCUGCUUGGUCAGUUUUAUAACAUUAACCUUGCUGCGUGGACCCAUCCAAGCACAACAGAGUCAUCUGAAGAACUCACAACUAAAUCAAUUUCAGAAGAGAAGCAUAAAGUAGAAAGUAAAGCGGCGGAGAUGACCCUACCAAGUGCCGCUCGCGUUUACACAGACGUGAACGCCCACAAGCCAGAUGAAUAUUGGGACUACGAGAAUUAUGUUGUCGACUGGGGAAACCAAGACGAUUAUCAAUUAGUGCGCAAGUUGGGGCGAGGCAAGUACUCUGAAGUGUUCGAGGCUAUCAACAUAACAACAACUGAGAAAUGUGUUGUGAAAAUAUUGAAGCCUGUUAAAAAAAAGAAGAUAAAGCGCGAAAUUAAGAUAUUAGAAAACUUGCGUGGGGGAACCAACAUUAUCACGCUUCUAGCCGUUGUCAAAGAUCCAGUGUCCCGCACCCCAGCACUGAUUUUUGAGCAUGUGAAUAAUACCGAUUUUAAACAACUGUACCAAACAUUAACGGACUAUGAGAUUCGCUAUUAUUUGUUCGAGCUACUUAAAGCACUCGAUUAUUGCCACAGUAUGGGCAUAAUGCAUCGCGAUGUGAAGCCACACAACGUAAUGAUAGAUCAUGAAAAUCGAAAGCUGCGACUUAUUGAUUGGGGUCUUGCUGAAUUUUAUCACCCGGGUCAAGAGUACAAUGUAAGAGUGGCUUCCCGCUACUUUAAAGGUCCCGAACUACUUGUCGAUUAUCAAAUGUACGAUUAUUCACUGGACAUGUGGUCGUUGGGAUGCAUGCUUGCAUCUAUGAUUUUUCGCAAGGAGCCAUUCUUCCAUGGUCACGAUAAUUACGAUCAACUUGUGCGAAUUGCUAAGGUGCUGGGCACUGAAGAACUAUACGCGUAUCUGGAUAAAUACAACAUCGAUCUGGAUCCGCGAUUUCACGAUAUUUUACAACGUCAUUCCCGUAAGCGUUGGGAACGAUUUGUUCAUUCUGAUAACCAACAUCUGGUUUCGCCAGAAGCAUUAGACUUUCUUGAUAAACUAUUGCGUUAUGAUCACGUUGACCGUCUUACAGCUCGUGAGGCAAUGGCGCAUCCAUAUUUUUUGCCUAUUGUUAACGGUCAGGUAAAUCCCAACAGCCAGCAAUAGACAUGGAUUUACAAUGUAGAGUAUAUAAACUUGUAUCGCAACAGCACGGUAGAAGUUACAAAGACCUCUUAGAGCACUUUGAAAGGAGAAAGCAUUAAGUGCUAAUGCUGAAAAGAUUAAUUAAGAACAAAUUCAAUAAAAUGCAUCGGCUCACAAUUCAGAA
This is a messenger RNA of Drosophila montana, 1577 nucleotides long. It is a transcript of the gene CkIIalpha, whose product is annotated as casein kinase II subunit alpha. Gene Ontology annotation, cellular component: protein kinase CK2 complex; cytosol; nucleus. Gene Ontology annotation, molecular function: ATP binding; protein serine/threonine kinase activity. NCBI's taxonomy places the organism in Eukaryota, Metazoa, Arthropoda, Insecta, Diptera, Drosophilidae. The record is from RefSeq and is a predicted model, not a curated record. The transcript has 3 exons. Bases 404 to 1414 code for a protein of 336 amino acids. Gene Ontology annotation, biological process: regulation of cell cycle; peptidyl-serine phosphorylation; peptidyl-threonine phosphorylation.